This is a messenger RNA of Encephalitozoon cuniculi GB-M1, 1848 nucleotides long. RefSeq lists its product as uncharacterized. The record is from RefSeq and is marked provisional. Gene Ontology annotation, molecular function: U5 snRNA binding; GTPase activity; GTP binding. Gene Ontology annotation, cellular component: U4/U6 x U5 tri-snRNP complex; cytosol; U2-type catalytic step 2 spliceosome. Lineage: Eukaryota; Fungi; Microsporidia; Unikaryonidae. The transcript has a single exon. Gene Ontology annotation, biological process: mRNA splicing, via spliceosome. The coding region runs from base 1 to 1848 and encodes 615 amino acids.
AUGGAGGAGGAUGGGAUGGAUGUUGAGAUCAUAGAGCAUCACCCCGAGAUUCUUGGAAGCCGUGAGAGCCUGUAUAGAAGGAAGCAGCGGCUCAGGGAUGUCGAGGAGAGGGACCUGUCAUACUUCGACUUCAUAGGACAGAAUGAGUGCAGGAAGGUGGUUGUAGGGCUGUUUGGGUUCAAGGGGGCAGGAAAGACUGCCCUAGGCAAGGUGCUAGGAGGCAGGAGUGUCAUCAGAGGAACAAAAGCAUGCUUUCCCACGGAGACACCCUAUGAAGCGGAGAGAGGAUGUACAGUCCACGUCCAUCCAACCACUGUUUUCCUGUCGGGAGAAAAUGGAAUUUCGCGCAUAAUGACGCUUCUAGACACUUCCGGGCACAUGGACCUGAUGUCCGAGACCAUCAGGGUGUUGGGGCAGAUCGACGUUGCUGUUCUAGUUUUUGAUGUCCGUGACGACCUGUCUCUUCAGUAUGAACUAAUUCUCGACGCCAUUGGGGAGAAUAGUAAGCCGUUGGUUGUGGUGUUCAAUAAGAUGGACCUUGUUGAAGAGGAGUUUGGGGAUCUUGUUGCUCGGAGACUGGGACAUCUCCGGGGCAUUAUCGGGGCAAGGGUGCAUCCAAGGGAAUGGUUUGUUGGCUCUGUAAAGGAUGCAAGAAUCAGCAGGAUGGGAGAGCAGGCUACUGGAUUGGCAGAGGACUCCGAGGAUGGGCUCGACGGCCUCAUAGAAGAGAUAUUUUGGCAAGUUCCGGUGGAGCAUAUCUGUGACUGCAAGGCAGAAUGCCUAGUGGGCUUUUUGUGUGUGGAAGGGAUGGUGUUAUGUAAUAUGGUGCCAAGAGACGACAUCAGCACAGGCUCAGUUGUCACUGUGCAGAAUGUUGACUUGGUUGUUGAGAAGCUCUACCUUCCAUUUCCGGGAUGUCUUGUAGAGAGCAAGACUGUCAGAAGCAAUGUGGGGGUACUGGUGAAGGCUCUGGAGGACCCACUACGAAGAGUUGUACUUUCCAGCAGUCAAGAGUCUCUGAUGUCGAUGGCCAGGAAGGUUUUGGAGAGAAAGACAGUUGUGUACACCAAUCCAGGAUUUCUCGAGAUUCCAGGCCCUGUUGUCAGGGUCCGGGUGAAUCCUGCUGACAAGGAAGGCUUUCUUGGAGAAGCCUGGAAGUUAGAGCUGGUGUAUCGAGACCUAGAGAUUGCUGGAGAGUGUUUGAGCGGAAAUGGAGAGCUUUUUAUGGAUGCUGUGCUAUACGAUCUACGAAACAGCCUGGGCGUCAGGUUUGAGGUUCUAAGUGUUUCUUCAAAUCUCAAGGAAGUGUUCGGAGGCUCGUUCAGAGAGGAGGCGGAGUCUCUUGUGAUUGAAGGAGGACAGGCCACAGGUGCAAAAUGUUGGUGCCCUGGUGAAAUAGAGAGGCGGAUACUGGAAGCCGGGCCACUGCUUGGAGAGCCUGUUGUCCACUCGUAUCUGAAGGUAUCCUCCAGGUCUGGAGAUGUGGGUCUGGAGUGUCUCAGAAAGGUGGGAAACUCUGUGGCCAAGCACACUGCGGUUCUGGAGCCACUCUACCUGGUUGAAAUAACACAUGCCAAAGAUGCUGAGGAUCUCGUUUCCGAGGUGAUCAGUUCCUCUUUUGGGGAGGUGAUACACCAGAGCCGCUUUCCCUUCAGCACACUGGAAAGCACAUUAUGCUACCUUCCUGUUCCAGAAUCCUUUGGAUUUGAGACUGACCUCAGAGUAUACUCCUGCUCAACAGCCGACUGUGUGAAGAUGCCAUUGUAUUGGCGUCCUGUGAAUGACAGGAACAGAUCCUCUCGCCUGGCUAAGUUUAUUAGGGAGAUCAGAAGGCCACGGGACAGCUGA